Messenger RNA from Triticum aestivum (bread wheat), 2514 nucleotides. RefSeq names its product tyrosine N-monooxygenase-like. NCBI's taxonomy places the organism in Eukaryota, Viridiplantae, Streptophyta, Magnoliopsida, Poales, Poaceae. Gene Ontology annotation, molecular function: monooxygenase activity; heme binding; iron ion binding. The record is from RefSeq and is a predicted model, not a curated record. Bases 1 to 2514 code for a protein of 837 amino acids. The transcript is spliced from 3 exons.
AUGCUGGCUUGCUGCUGCUUUGUUGUGUCCCAGCUGCUCAUCAUAAUAACACUCAUAUACCUUGUCAUUACCAAGAGCAAGGUGCGCUGUAGCACGUGCUCAUCGGCGACGGUGCCGCUUCCACUUCCGCCGGGGCCAUGGCCGUGGCCAGUGGUGGGUAGCCUGCCCGAGAUGGUGGUCAACAAGCCAGCGUUCCGUUGGAUCCAUCGCGUGAUGAAGGAUAUGGGCACCGACAUCGCCUGCUUCCGCCUCGGCGGCGUCCACGUCGUCUCGAUCACAUGUCCCAAGAUCGCAAGGGAGGUGCUCAAGAAGCAGGACAAAAACUUCUCGUCCCGCCCACUCACCUUCGCCUCCGGCGCCAUCAGCAGCGGGUACAAGGACGCCGUGCUCUCACCGUUCGGUGACCAGUGGAUGAAGAUGCGCAAGGUGCUCACCUCUGAGAUCAUCUGCCCCUCCCGUCACAAGUGGCUCCACGACAAGCGUGCCGACGAAGCUGACAACUUGACGCGCUACAUCUACAACCUCACCGCCCGGGGGUUGUCAUCUUCAACGUCGAGACUAGCCAAUGUCAACGUCAGGCACGUCGCGCGGCAUUACUGCGGCAACGUCAUCCGCCGGCUUGUCUUCGGCCAACGGUACUUCGGGGAGCCUCAGCCGGACGGCGGGCCGGGGCCGAUGGAGGUGGAGCACAUGGACGCUUCCUUCGCCCUCCUAGGGUUCACCUUCGCGUUCUGCGUCAGCGACUACCUCCCGUGUCUACUUGGCCUAGAUCUCGACGGCCACGAGAAAAUUAUUAAGGAGGCCAACACAAAAGUGGAUAGACUGCACGACGUGGUCAUCGAAGACCGUUGGAGGCAGUGGAACAACAGCGAGAGGCAGGACGGGGUCCAGGACUUCCUUGACGUUCUCAUCACGCUCGCCGACGGUGAUGGCAAGCCGUUGCUCAGCAUCGAUGAGGUCAAAGCACAGUCCAAGGGCAUAAUAUUAGCGGCCAUAGAUAACCCGUCAAACGCAGUGGAGUGGGCGCUGGCGGAGAUGGUGAACAACCCAGAAUUGCUGGCCAGGGCGGUGGAGGAGAUGGACCGGGUGGUCGGUCGCGAGCGACUGGUGCAAGAGUCGGACAUCAUGCAGCUCAACUAUCUCAAGGCAUGCAUACGUGAGGCAUUUCGGCUCCACCCAAUCGCUCCCUUCAACCUCCCACACGUCGCGAUUGCCGACACCAUUGUUGCGGGCUACCGCGUGCCCAAGGGUAGCAACGUCAUCCUCAGCCGGCUGGCCCUGGGCCGAAACCCCACCGUCUGGGAUGAACCACUCCGCUUCAAGCCGGAGCGCCAUAUGGGAGACAACAUCAAUGUGGUGCUUACUGAGAGCGAAUUGCGGUUCAUCUCCUUCAGCACCGGACGACGGGGAUGCAUCGCGGCAUCACUAGGAACAACCAUGAGUGUCAUGCUCUUUGGCAGGCUCCUGCAUGGCUUCACCUGGACCAAACCGGCUGGGGUGUCAGCCAUCAAUCUCAGCGAGUCCAAGCACGACCUCUUCAUAGAGAAGCCGCUAGUGCUACAUGCUGAGCCACGAGAAGAGAAGAAGACCAAGAAAGGGAGACCAUUUGUGUUGGCCCGUUGCUACAAUGUGUUGAAGGAUGAAGAGAAAUGGAAGCCCCGUGAUGACCAAGAGGAGAGCAAGAAAAGCAAGGAAACUAUUGAUUUGGAUGAUGAUGAGGGGAGGAGGAGGCAUCAAGUGAUGGCGGCAAGAGAAGCCCUACACCAAACUCGGUUGCCUACUCCAAACCAAAGAGACCAAAUGGAGGCAAGAAAGAUGAAGAAGAAGAAGAAUAAGAAUAAGAAGAAGAAGAAGAAGAAGAAGAAGAAGAAGAAGAGAGGAGGUGAUGAUUUAAAGAAUGCUAUGGAAGCUAUUGUGAAGGCACGAAAGGAAGCAAACGAGGUGAGGAUGAUGACAAGGAGCCAAGAUACAGAGGCCGAGGAGAGGAGGGUGGCUGUCGAGGAGAGGAGGGUGGCAUUGGAGGAGAAGAAAUUGGCCAUGAAGGAGCGAUCUAGAUUAUUGAAAUGGGAGAAGCACUUGUUCUUCAUGGACACAUCUAAACUCGAUGAUAGGCAAAAGGAGUACGUCAUUCUUUCCCCUGAAGAAGUCGUAGUACAAAAAAGAGACAUGGACAUGGAAGGCAUGGGAGCUACCAAUGGGAGGCAUGGGUGGCUUCGGAGCUACCAUGGGAGGCAUGGGAGCACCUACGGGAGGCAUGGGUGGCUUCGGAGCUACCAUGGGCGGCUGGGAGGCAUGGGUGGCUUCAAAGCUACCAUGGGAGGCAUGAGUUUUGGGUCUCUCAUGGGAGGCAUGGAAGCAACUCUGGGUGACAUAGGUGGACGCAUGUCUUCCUGUGUGCCUCACAUACCUUCUCAUUAUCCCGUUGGAGAUCUUACGAACACCAUCCGAGCUCCCGAUGAUGAUGCGGCGCUUGAAAAUGAAGAGGAGGAGGAAGAAUCGUUUUCGGAUGAGUAG